Messenger RNA from Telopea speciosissima, 1198 nucleotides. Its product is annotated as nicotinamide adenine dinucleotide transporter 1, chloroplastic-like. Bases 126 to 1079 code for a protein of 317 amino acids. Gene Ontology annotation, molecular function: NAD transmembrane transporter activity. The record is from RefSeq and is a predicted model, not a curated record. Gene Ontology annotation, biological process: NAD transmembrane transport. The transcript has 9 exons. NCBI's taxonomy places the organism in Eukaryota, Viridiplantae, Streptophyta, Magnoliopsida, Proteales, Proteaceae.
GAAUUCAUAGGUAUAUCAUCUGGCCAUGCGACCCUGGUUCUCUGAUAUCUCCCUCUCGAGAGAGGAAUCCCUAGUUUUGGCUCAAGAAUCUACCUCCUUUCGACAUCUUUAUUUUAGCUUCAGCGAUGCACGGCGAAUCUCAUUCUCUUGGCCCUAAUGCUAAGGGUCUACUCUGCAAUGCUGGCGCCGGCGCCGCUGCUGGAGUUAUCGCUGCCACAUUUGUUUGCCCUUUGGAUGUGAUCAAGACUAGGUUUCAGGUCCAUGGGCUACCUAAGCUCGGAAACGGAACCAUUAAAGGUAGCCUCAUAGUCGGGAGUUUGGAACAAAUAUUCCAAAAGGAGGGCUUACGUGGCAUGUAUCGUGGACUUUCUCCUACUGUGUUGGCUUUACUCCCAAACUGGGCGGUGUAUUUUGCCAUGUACGAGCAGCUCAAAAGCUUACUCUAUUCUGAUGUUGGAAGCCAUGAACUCUCGAUAGGUGCAAACAUGGUAGCUGCUGCUGGUGCUGGAGCUGCAACAACUAUUGCAACCAAUCCUCUUUGGGUUGUGAAGACAAGAUUUCAAACUCAAGGAAUGAGGACGGGAUUGGUCCCAUAUAGGAGUACACUGUCUGCUUUGAGGAGAAUAGCUCAUGAGGAGGGCAUUCGUGGAUUAUACAGUGGUCUUGUGCCUGCAUUGGCAGGAAUUAGCCAUGUUGCCAUUCAGUUCCCGACAUACGAGAAGAUCAAAAUUUACUUGGCUAAGCGAGAUAAAAGAACCACAGAUACACUCAGUACACGUGAUGUUGCUGUUGCUUCGUCGGUCUCCAAAGUAAUUGCAUCAACAUUGACGUAUCCACAUGAGGUCGUGCGUUCAAGGCUUCAAGAACAGGGACACCACUCAGAGAAGCGAUAUUCUGGUGGAAUUGAUUGCAUUAAGAAAGUCUUUCAAAAAGAAGGUAUUCCUGGAUUUUACCGUGGUUGUGCUACCAACCUAUUGAGAACCACCCCAGCUGCUGCUAUCACCUUCACCAGCUUCGAAAUGAUUCACCGGUUUCUGGUCAAUCUGUUCCCUGGUGAGCCACAACCUCAAACACUGUGAAUACAAAUUUUGCUCAACUUGGGUGCUUGAUAUCAAUGAAGCUUGAGCUAAUGUCAGCUUUUCUGUGGCUCUACGCAUUCAUUUGAAGGCAAUAUAAUUCAGCCAGUCAAUAUAUGUCC